Laetiporus sulphureus 93-53 is the source of this 1857-nucleotide messenger RNA. RefSeq lists its product as uncharacterized. The coding region runs from base 1 to 1857 and encodes 618 amino acids. The record is from RefSeq and is a predicted model, not a curated record. The transcript is spliced from 6 exons. Lineage: Eukaryota; Fungi; Basidiomycota; Agaricomycetes; Polyporales; Laetiporaceae.
AUGCAGAACGGCGGCGUCGACGAGCUCACCGCGGCCGCUUGCAGUGCUGUCAAGUCGCUGACGUGUGCGGGGAAGGCGAGAAUGUUGCUUGAUAUUUGUGUUGCGUUGAUUGAGGCCGAGAGAUAUGGCCCCGACGUGGAACGUUACUUGGACGUGUACUUGCGUACCCCUGACAUCGCUCAGGAAGACCUCAGGAAGGCACUACGCAUUCGAGCGAAUGCACGGAAAGCCGCUGGGGAGAUGCUCCUCGCUAAAGCGCAACAAGGUGCGAAGACGUCAGUCGCUAUCUCGUGUUGCACAGCAGCCGUUCACGGCUAUGCCUUCAUACACCACCUUCACGAGCCAGCGUGGCGCCGUGCUCCCGCCGAGGUUUGGGAGCACAUCGCCCGCUUUAUUCCGCGGUACCACCUGCGCACAUGGUUGUCCGUCUCUUCGUUCUAUCACGACAUUGCAGCGCGGCGGAUCUUUCACACGCUCGACCUUUACUUUGGCGGGGAUGACCAGGAGAGCGUGAAUCGCGGACUGGACGUGCUCGAUCGCGUCAAGGCGGACGCGACGUUUGCUGCCCGGGUGCGGACGCUCAGGCUGCAUUGGGCUUACGAAGAGGGGGACAUGUUCGACCUUAUCCUCAGACUGUUCCGCGCUGCAUUGCCUGCUUUCGCCGCUCUUCGUGAGUUCGAGUGGAUCGGAUACCCGGAGAUGCGCGUCGAGAUGGUGCGCACGCUGCUCUCGAGCCAUCCCCGUCUGCAAGGCCUCGGGCUGAUCGGCUGGCACUUUGACGCUGUCGGCGUGUCCGGCCUACGCAACCUGCACCGAUUCUGCCUGCGCGCCGAGGACGACGACGGCUUCGCGGACAUGGGCGAGGUGCGGAGCGUGCUGGACCACAACGCGGGGACGCUGCGGCACCUGACGCUCGGCGCGCACCUGCAGCGGCCGCACUCGUGGGACGGGGCGUUCCAGUCGGGGACGAUCCGGUCGCUGACGCACCUCGACCUCGUCGACACGCGGAUCUCGCACGCGGUGCUCGCGCGGAUCGCGCAUGCGGGCGCGCUGCGCUCGCUCACGCUGCACGGGACGUUCGAGGAGCCCGAGGCGGCGCGCGCGGUGUUUGCGGCGGAUUAUCUCGUUGAGGAGGAAGGGGGGCGGGCGCGGCAUGCCAUGUUGCCGCUGCUUGAGGCGUUUCGGUUUGUGAUGGUGGGGAUGGAUGAUCAGCGGGGGUUGUAUGAGGCUGUGUCGCAGUUUGUGAGGAUGAGGCCUGCGCUGAGAAGGCUUGACUUGGGCGGUUGUCCGUGGGAGCGCGUGCAGGGUGUCCUGGGUGGGCUGACAGGACUUAGGGUAUUGCGAGUCAAGUUCGACCGCCUGGAUAGGGAGAUCGUGGAUGCGUUGGUGGAUGCCAUCCCAGAGAACAUGGUCGCUCUGCAUGUAGCAUGCACGUCUGCCAGCCCUCUGCACCUAUACGCCACAGCUUUCCGGGCAUUCCCUUCUCUCUCGAUGCUGCACCUGCGCUCGCACAGCGCGGCGCGGCCGCAGCCGACGCUCAUGUCAGAUAAGGAGCACACGCGUCAGACGGAGGAGUGGCUCGCGAACGCGCGGAGCGUCGCCGCUGCGCUGCCUUUGCUCGACUUUGUCGGCUGGCAUGGAGAGCAUUACAUCGUGUGUGGGUCGGCUGGAACGGGCGGCGGCUGCUCGGACGAUCGCAAGGAAAAGGAGGACGGUAUGCAUGUGGAGCUGAAGGAGCUGCCUUCGCGCCGCCGGCUGGAUUGCGGGAAGGGCGUGGAUCUGGGCAGCGAGGACGCUGCGUGGAUGGAAAGGAAGGACGUACCGAUGGAUUAUGAGAUGGCGGGGUUGGAGUCGUGA